Messenger RNA from Exaiptasia diaphana, 868 nucleotides. Its product is annotated as poly(A) RNA polymerase GLD2-A-like. Lineage: Eukaryota; Metazoa; Cnidaria; Anthozoa; Actiniaria; Aiptasiidae. Gene Ontology annotation, molecular function: nucleotidyltransferase activity. Gene Ontology annotation, cellular component: cytosol. The record is from RefSeq and is a predicted model, not a curated record. The coding region runs from base 74 to 595 and encodes 173 amino acids. The transcript is spliced from 9 exons.
CCAUGUGGGAAUAAGGAACACAUUCUUAUUGAAAGCGUACUGUGAAGUGGAGAAGAGGCUAUGUCCACUUGUGAUGGUUAUCAAAAAAUGGGCCAAAACGCAUGGGAUUAACGAAGCAAAGGAUGGUACUCUGUCUAGCUACGCAUUAACUCUCAUGACAAUUCAUUUCCUUCAAUGUGGAUGUAAACCCCCCGUUCUUCCUUCACUUCAACAGAUGUUUCCAGAUUUUUUUAGUGACGAUGGGAAUGUUCAAGACUUGAUGAAGUUAGACGUACAAAAGUUUUUUCAAGAAAGGAACAUAUCAAGGUCACAGAACGUUGAAUCCCUUGGCGAGCUUCUACUAGGUUUCUUUCAGUAUUUCUCGAAUACUUUCAGUUGGAGUUCCAGUGUUAUCAGUGUUCGCCUUGGUCGAGUGUACAGUACGGAGUUUGGAGUGCUCCCAAAAAACAAAUAUAUAUACAUUGAAGAGCCAUUUGAUUCGAAUAACGUCGCUAAGACAGUGUAUAAUAGUGAAAAUUUCAACAAAAUAAAGAUGAAGAUUUCCUUGGCUGCAAACAAGCUUCGUGUUUCACCUUCCUUAAAAAGUAUUAUCUGAGACACAUAUAGAACAAUAAAUUGAAUCAAUCAGCCCUUUGCCAAUUAGCUGAGCUUAUUGACGCUCUGGUGGAAGUAAGGCCAAAUUAGCUCUUAUCGUUAUCUAGCUAUAGGGUGAAUGACAAGUAACGACACAUCCUAACUGGUAAAUCAAACAAAGUGAAAUGUUAUACUAAAAUGUUAUAAUGAAGACACCUUAUUAGGCCAUUUGCAUUAUGACGUAACUUUACUGCAACUACCAGAGAGCCUUGCGCAUUUUCAUUGUUAUUCAGAU